GCACGCUUAGUAAUACCGCGACCAUCGUGCAAGCUGCUUUACAACGCUCCGAUUUACAAAUCAAAUGUAGAAGCAUUAACGAACGUCUGCCGUCGUGCCAAAAUGAGAAUUUCGUAACGGAGAUCGGCGAAUAGCAGAGAUGCCGACGGGAAUUUCCGCGUUGGCACCGACGGCCAACGGAGAUCUUUUCGCUCUCGAUCGAAAGGCUCCGACGGCUUUCACGAUCCUGCAGAAGGAUGGACUGAAUACUAAUCUUCCGCUUCUUCACGUGAACGGUAACAACGAGGAACCGGAAGAAAUGACUAAUUUCGAAAACGCGAAGAACGACUUGCUGAGUCGUAAACGGCUGAGCAGAUCGAACGAUCACCUGGUCCAAGCGAAUUUGCAAUCGAAUCAGGUGAACCCGUUGAAGAGAGAUGCUAGGAGCAGAAGCCAAGAUAGCUUGAAAUCCGUGGACAGGGUGCCAGCGAUCAAGCCGAGCAUGACCUUGUCCACGGAGGACUUCAACGAGGUUCUAAACGCGAAGCUAAAGAAGCUGCAGGACGAAGAGAAGGACAGGGAAGAGCGUAGGAGCGCGAAGAGAAAUCAAACGUGUCGUAAGAAGCCGUUUAUUACGACCGUGAAGAGCGGUGAAUUCUUAAUGCCGCCGCCGGAAGUGGCCGCGCUUCUUGGGAUCGCGAACGCCAACGAGAACGACGAGCCCGACGUUUGUCCUUUGCGUUCGAAGUUCAAAUCGGUCGCGGCGCUCGCCAAGAAACCGGAAGUACGUCACAACAGCCACAGUUCUCGGUGCACGGCAGCCCUCAAGGCCACCGUUGACUUCACCCUCGGAAUGAUGAACGCGACGGCCAUGGCUGCCUCGACCUUGGACGAUAAAGCCAACAUCGCCAAGAGAAAUGACUCGGUCGAUCAUGCGGUUCCUUUUGGGAAUCUUAUGUAUGACCGACGCGUCGUUCGUGGAAGCACGUACGCCACACCGCCAAUUCUUAUCGAUGGGGAACAAUCGAUAGCUGCGAGGCAGGCGGAAGCAAGGAGAAGGAAUUUAGCGAGGAAACGAGCACAGGCGCAAGCUACGAAAGCUCUGGUCGCCAGAGUUGGUUCCCCGCCGCCUGUUCCCGGCCGCAAACACGAGCCAGUGCAAACGGAAGUCUACCUUGAAGAGUUGUUUGAGAAACCGGAUGAGGUGGAAGUGGCGACGCAGACUGACUACUUCUUGGACAGGCCACCAACGCCGGCCGCUUGCCCGGAAAAAGUUGGCGAGGAUCGCUGCACGCAAAUCGAACCCGGUGACUUGUUCGAUUUCGACUACGAAGUGCAACCGAUACUCGAAGUUCUGGUUGGAAAGACGAUAGAACAAGGAUUGAUAGAGGUUCUCGAAGAAGAAGAGAUCGCUGCUUUGAAGGAACAGCAGAGGAAGUUCUUGGAGCUGCGCGCCGCGGAGAAAGCCGAGGAAAGACGGUUAGAAGAGCAAGAGAGGAGAAUAAGAGAAGAGAAGGAUCAACGAUUGAAACAACACGAGGAGGCGACGAGAGCUCAGAGAGAGACGGAAGAACGAGUAGCGGCGGCUACGCUUUUGACCGGAUACAUAGCUGAACUUCUUCCAGCGGUUCUGGAAGGAUUGAAAUUGUCCGGUUUCCUGUUGGACGAGAUCAAGGCCGAUGUCGAAGAAGGUUUCAUGCCUUGGCUGAUGAAGGAAGUUAAAAGGGAGAUGGGAAACAUGAUCGAAAGCAGAGAAUUACUCAUGGAAAUCAUCAGGGAAAUCCUGGAGAAUCGCGCGGAGACGUACAAGCGACUCGGCGAGGAAUACGAUGCGUCUAGGAGAAGGAAAUCGAUGGAUCACGUUGAGGACGGUGGCAUCGACCCGAAUUUCGUGAAUUACGAACCACCUGUUGUCGAGAACGCGGACCCAGUUUAGCGGAUCGACCAGACUAGCGAGAUUCCGAGUCGAGGGCUGACACGAACGACCGAUCAAGUGGAGGAGGUCGAAAUUCAGAAUUUUUUAAUAUUCGUGAAAGAUUCGCAAUAAUAGUCUUCACGAAAGAUACUUGAGAA
This is a messenger RNA of Ceratina calcarata, 2052 nucleotides long. RefSeq names its product Radial spoke head protein 3 (gene Rsph3). The coding region runs from base 140 to 1915 and encodes 591 amino acids. Gene Ontology annotation, cellular component: cilium. The record is from RefSeq and is a predicted model, not a curated record. The transcript is spliced from 9 exons. Lineage: Eukaryota; Metazoa; Arthropoda; Insecta; Hymenoptera; Apidae.